Epinephelus fuscoguttatus (brown-marbled grouper) is the source of this 10329-nucleotide messenger RNA. Its product is annotated as serine protease FAM111A-like. The coding region runs from base 6666 to 8855 and encodes 729 amino acids. The transcript has 6 exons. The record is from RefSeq and is a predicted model, not a curated record. NCBI's taxonomy places the organism in Eukaryota, Metazoa, Chordata, Actinopteri, Perciformes, Serranidae.
AACUCACAUUCUUUCUUUACAUGUCCAGUUUGUUUUAACCCUGUCCUGUCUUCAUUUGGACUAACACUUGGGGUCUUCGCGGGUCUUACAGAGCCGAAUACCGUAUCAGGGUUAAUCAUUAUAAAUACAUUGUUGACAUUUAAUGUUCAGACAGAUGUUAGCCUCACAGAGAAACACCAAACUGUCUAAAACUUGGAUCCUCAUCCUACAGGUUCAGUGUAGGUAGCAGAAUUAAAACUUCCAUGUGCCAAGCAAGUAGCGGAACUACAGUGGCUGAUGCUACGUGACGUGCUGACCCAUAAACACACAGACGCCGCACUGACUGUGGAGGGACGCGCCUAACGCGCCGCCAUCUUGGUAACUGUACAGGACCAGCGGAGGCGGUAGUGCAUGCACAUCUAUGAAGGAAAGAGCUACUCCACAAUCUGAAAGUAGAAUUAUUCACUGAAUUUUCGACCGAUUUCCAAACGGUUUGAUUUGUUAAAAACGUCACACAUGUAGCUAUGACACAGGAUGCUUGGACAUUUUAAAAAUGCCGGUUUACUAACGUUACCCAAAUACAAAUUCUACUUAAUGUUUUCAGCAGACAAUCCCACGUAUUACACAGCUGCUCACUAGUGAAGUAACUACUGUGAGACAUAAUUUAGGUUAAAAUGCAAUGUUAUUUCAUCUAUAAACUGCCUCUGGUCUGAAAAAAACACAGACUUCAGACUGCAGUGAUUGACCAGUUAGAAGAUUAAUAAUAGAUAUUGGAUGUAUUUAAUAUGUACACUCAAACAAACAACAGCAUGUGAUGGAUCCUGUAAGAUCCUGCAGACUGACAGUCUGCUGUUCACAAAGGGUAGAGACAGCGGAUUUCAGACCUACAAUGAUAAUAAUGAGUGAUAAUAAUAAUAAUAAUAACGAUAAUAAUAAUAAUAAUAAAAUGAUAAUAGCAAUAUUAAUUAUAAUGAUAGUGAUCAUGAUAAUAACGAUAAUAAUAAAAUGCAAUAUAGGCUAUACCCUACAAGCAAUUCUCUAAAUAAAGACCUAAACACACCUGGGCGUUUUCUGGGUUCCUUUUGUUCUAUUUAUAAUAAUUUUUUCAUUUCAUUUAUUUGUUUAUUUGUACAGAGACAGUGCACAUUAAUGAACAUUUCUGUAAAUGUGCCAGUUUUAGCUGAGUAGCAAGUUUCCAACUGCAGUCCCCAGGCAAGGUGUUAAAUGCCAGCUGAAAGGGAAAAAAACAUUACAAUAGACAUUUCAUAAUAACAGUAAAAUAUACAGCACAGCACGUAUAAAAGCACAUGGAUCAGAACAGAAGGCAUAACACACACAGUAAAAGACAAGAAGUGACACAUAAUCACAAUGGAAAGCACAUCAAGCACAUUAAAAGACAGGAAAAUAAGCUUCGGCCGGCAGGUAGGCUACAUCAGGCAAACAGACAAACAUAGUAGCAAUGCAGCAUAUUGGCAGGACACCAGGAGCAAACAAUACAGAAUAAUACAAAACAAAACGCAGUGCACAUUUAAGCAACAUGUAAGCAAGCGAAACAGAUAGGCAGUCAAGCAGGCAACAUGGAGGCAGAGAGGCAUGCAAGCAGGUAGACAGAAUUAUAGGAUUAGUAUGGACUACUGAUUGUGAUCGCAGGCCUGAUCAUCUUUUAACCCUAUUUUUAGAGGGUGUUUGAAGGCUUUGUGUGUUUCAAUAUUGUGAAUGUGUGGUGGCAAUGAGUUCCAGAACUGAGAAGGCUGACUGGCUGAAGGAACUUUUUCUCAGUGGUACAAUGAGGGUAGUUGUUGAGGCCGAUCUGGUCAGUCUGCUGCUCAAUGUAAAAAAGUCAGCAAGUGGUGGUCGAGACAAACCAUGGAGAAUUUUGAAAACUAGAUUUAUGUUGUGAAAUUCUACAGUGUUAUCCCGGCUUAGAGGGACACUGCAGUAAUGGUAACGAAAAUAUUUCUUGUCCAGAACUUUUAGGGCUUGCUUAUACACAGAUACCCCUUUUCCACCAAAGCAGUUCCAGUGCUGGUGCUGGUGCUGAGCUGGUUCAACUUGGGAACCAGCUGAGAUUUGCUUUUCCACGGCUCAAGGUGGUUAGGGUGCCACGUCAUUGUGUCACUGUAUACAUCAGUUACGUUCAACAACAACAACAACGAUGGCAGACCACGUACUUGUGCAGCUGUUACUCCUGGUGCUACGAGGCCUCAUCGGCAUCCAAACACGGCAGAUACAUCGUAUUUGUGCUGCUCGACAAGAUUUGUAUGGACGGCAAUUACGUUCCAGAAGACAGAGCUGGCUCAUGAAGCACUUUAGGGACACUGGCAGAUUGACCCCUGAACAACACACCUAUAACUACAGAUUAAGCAGUGCACGGUCCGUUGUGGAAAUGGCUUUUGGGAGACUGAAAGGACGGUGGAGGUGCCUCCUAAAAACCUGCCAUUCAAUUGUUUGUUAUAUUUAGUUCUGGUUGUGUAUGCUGCACGUUAUGGCUGCUACUCUCCAUUGUUUUUGCUGUUUUGUUGCUGCUUACCUGACUCCUUUUACCUGUGUUUGCUGGACUACUUCAUGUCACCAAUACUGUUUCAUCCUUCAGUUCAAUAAAUUCAUAUAAAUGAUUGUGACUGUCAUGGUCUCAUUUCUUUAUAAACACAGUGACUGAAGACAUCUGUGAAAAGCAUCUUCAUAAAUGGGUAACCUGUUGAGGUCUUGACUUGUUUUUACUAGCUUUACUUGAACUUAUUACACAGUUAAAUUGUACAUCAUUAAGUGAAAACAUACAGAAGCAGACAUUUCUCUUUAGAUUUUUUUUUUAUUUAAAUACAAAAAACAAGCUAAUGAUAAAAGGGACAAGUGUGAAUUGAAUGUGCAAAACUUAACUUCCCAUGAAGAAACACACUGGUGUCAGUCUCCAGCUUCUGUAGCAGGGCAUCAUUCAGGUCCUUGUUGUGCUGCAAGAACCUCUCAUCUGCCCUCUGCAGCAGCUCUGUGUUGCUGUCUCUCUUCCUCUUCCCUGUGUACAAGAAUAGAAGAAUCAGUUUAAAAGUUUGUCAUAAGUCAUAAGUAGAAAAACACAGGUUCAGCAGUACAAUGUAACAAACACGUCAGCUCAACAAUCAGCACUAGUCUUACGACACAGUGCACAGACCUCACACCAUAUGGAAAUCAGGAUGUGGGUAUAAAAGUAACAGUGACAAAUGUGCAUAGUAUUGCUGAUUGGAGCAUGUAGCUGCCCUGGUUCAAUGGCAGCAGUCAUAGGAGAUUGUGUAUGAAUGAUUGUUCAUUUAUCACAGCACACAUUUAUAUUAUCAAGUCAUACUUUUAGGUAUAUCUCCAUGUCUGCAUAGUGUCUGGUGAGACAAACUACUGGAUAAACAGCACAACAGCUCUUACCUGGUCUGGUCUGGUGGCUUUGACCUGAGCUGCUGGAUGGUGUUGGCCAGCAGCAGUGGAGUAGUGACGUUAGCUCCAAGUUAGCAUUGUCUUGUUCGACGGCAGAUAACUCUGUAGACCACAUGAAAAACAGCGCUUUAAACAGUGACUCGUCCACUACACAUUAUACAAUGUUUAGCCAACUGAAAGUGGGCUGGCCGUUGAGCCAAUGGCUAAGUAACUUGGUAACACUAGCUAAUGUUAGCAAGGCUAACCUGUUGAUCAGUUAACAUUAAGCCAAGCAGACAUUACAAACAAUAGCUGUGUCCCAAUUUAGCACCGCAUCCUCUGAGGGAUGCGGGCCUAAAUUGGGCAGGGUGGAAAUAAAGCCCUUUUCACGCAGAGCGCACAAAGCGCAGACCUCCACCGACGAACCCGUUCAUUGUGUAUGUGCUACCACGGCGCAAGAGCGCACCGCUCUGCUGCCAAGCUGAGCGGCGCACACUGCCAGUCUGCACUCAGAUUGAAAUUUUUUUAAUUUCACCGCAACACGCUGUGACGACACCUCGGCGCCGCGUGUCCAUUAGCAGAGAAGAGCCUGAAGUAGACCCAAAAGUGGUCACCAUGGAGCUGUAGCUCCUGAACGAGCCUGUACUCCCCCAAAUCCUGUCCUCUGCGCCCUACCCCGCGGUGGGCACCGCGAAAACUCUGUGUGAAAGAGGCUUAAGUUCUGCAGAGUUUCAGAGGACCUGGAAAAUGUUUGUAGGAUAGUAAUAAUAUUAUAUAAGAUAAUUAUAUUGCAAAGAUAAUAUAUGUAAGAUAAUAACAUUAAAGACAAAAUUAAAUUGCAAUACUUUUUCAAAACUUGAUGAUUUUACCUUUCUGUACAUUUUGUAUACAAAUUCAUUAAAUAAUUUUGCUUGUAAAUGUCUGUUUGCAUCACCUUUAUUACAGAAAACACAUUAUUUGAUCAAUUUACAUUGUGCCCCUAAAGUUCUUUGUGCGCUCCUUACUUUUUCAACUUAGUAGCACAUGUGCUCCUUGGGAAAAAAGUUAGCGUCAAGCCCUGACUCUGUAAAUUUCCAUUGUUAUGUGGAUGUUACACAGUUGUAUUUAUCGAUGAAGCCAGAAGAAAGUAAUCAGUUAAAUAAACUUCAAAAAUGCCUUAUGCCUGGUACACACUAGCACUACACGACUUUUCUGCCUGUUCUGAAAGUCACUAUGUCACAUUACACGAUUGUGGAGUCAUAAAAUCGUGCCGUGACUUGACCGACAGACAUGGCACACUACACGCUCUUACUCACCAAUUAUCCCCGGUCGUCUUUCACGGCGUGUGUGAUGUCAUCAGGUUAUUCUUGUCCUAUUUUUAUUACUUUCACUAUUAUUUGAGUCACUGUGUGUGUUCAUGUGCCAGCUGACAUGUUGUUGUAGUCACCUAAAAGCGUCAGCAGAUGGCAGGAGCUACAUUUGAAGCACCAUACGCAAACAUAAAAGCCACUGAAUCCUCCACAACCAAGUUCCUACAAAUGUUUCACAAUAAAAGCCUUUUUAGAAAAUGGAGAGAUUCUCUCAGCCGAGGUUAUAAGGGGCUUUUAAUUUGAAACAAGUUCAGGGAGUGUUGAGUUUGAAAUGACGGCGCAAUGUGUUAACUUUACAAAGACAACGGAGCGGAUAAAAAGUAAAUAUAUAAACACAGAGGGAUUAAUAAAUAACGGACCGUCUAUAAUGUAGUUUGUUUCAAAUGAAGCUGGGAGCCUCUGCAGUUGUGGUGAGUAAAAGCCCCGCCACUGUUUUUUAAUGUCAUUACUUUAUGUCAGUCUCCAUUAUGAAGACGUAACAUUGUUUGCUAGCUUGAUGCUAAUGACAGUAACGUUAACUCAGCGGGUUGACAAAGUGCCUCUGCUGUUUCACACCAUCAUUUCCCCCUUUUACUCUGUGUGGUAACAUCCCUAGAGGAAAUAUUAAAACGCUGGGGUGUUGUUGUCAUACAGUUGUCUACGGCAGCAGAUCCUUGUGUGUUUCUACUAGUCAAAGUGACGGCUGUGAUGGGAGAAAUCGUGAACGACAAAAAUAAAAUCAGACAUGCAGGACUUACUGUUGGAAUGUUGUGAGGCGUCCCAGACAUGGUGUCGGUUGUCGUCUACUAUAACACACUACACGAGAUGAAAUGAUGAAUUGUCGCUUACGAUCCAUGCAGACAUCGUACAUCGCUGCAUCGGGCUAGAAUCAGGCUGGUAUUGUGUAAUGUGUACCAGGCAUUAAAGACAUAAAAACCUGGAUGAGCUUGUGAGGGAAAUUCUCCUCUCUGAAGAAGUGAUGGACUCGGUGUGAGGAAUCAAGUUUCUUUAAUACAUACAGCAUGGAGAGAAGAGCAGAAUUCUCUCCAGCCUUCAGUCUCUACAGACCUUUAUACCAAACUAGAGCUUUGAACCCAGGUUGCUCCCACCAGCUGCACUCGAAAAGGAGAUUGAUUGAUCGAAAAGAUGCAGAAAAAUUGGUCCACGCUUUUGUUACCUCAAGGCUGGAUUACUGUAACUCUCUAUUAUCAGGUAGCUCUAGUAAGUCCUUAAAAACUCUCCAGCUAAUUCAGAAUGCAGCAGCACGUGUACUAACAGGAACUAAGAAACGAGAUCAUAUCUCUCCUGUUUUAGCUUCUCUGCACUGGCUCCCUGUAAAAUCCAGAAUUGAAUUUAAAAUCCUACUGUUAACUUAUAAAGCUCUAAAUGGUCAAGCUCCGUCAUAUCUUAGAGAGCUCAUAGUGCCAUACUAUCUCACCAGAACACUGCGCUCUGAGAACGCAGGGUUACUCGUGGUCCCUAAAGUCUCCAAAAGUAGAUCAGGAGCCAGAGCCUUCAGCUAUCAGGCUCCUCUCCUGUGGAAUCAUCUUCCUGUUACGGUCCGGGAGGCAGACACCGUCUCCACAUUUAAGACAAGAUAUGAGGUCAACUUAAAUCACAGCGGUGCCUGGACAGCGUGACGUGUGUGGUUGUGCUGCUGCCGUGGUCCUGCCAGAUGCCUCCUGCUGCUGCUGCCAUCAUUAGUCAUUAGUCAUACUUCUUCUGUUAUUAUACACAUAUGACUAUUGUCACACAUGUAUACUGCCAGAUAUUAAUACAUACUUUCAACAUAUUGUACCACAGUAGCCAGAACUAUAACUAUAAUAUUAUUACUUUCAUUAAUGUUGUUGUAAGAUACUGUCAUUACCGUUUGUCCUGCAUCUCUCUGUGUCUCUCUGUUUUUUUGGGGAGUUUUUCCUGAUCAGCUGUGAGGGUCAUAAGGACAGAGGGAUCUCGUAUGCUGUAAAGCCCUAGAUAUAAAUGGCUCAUUUGAAGCCAGGAGGAGCUGCAGGCCCUCAGCCAGGAGGAGCUGCAGGCCCUCAGCCAGGAGGAGCUGCAGGCCCUCAGCCAGGAGGAGCUGCAGGCCCUCAGCCAGGAGGAGCCACAGGGCAUCAGCCAGGAGGAGCUGCAGGCCCUCACCCAGGAGGAGCCACAGGGCAUCAGCCAGGAGGAGCUGCAGGCCCUCACCCAGGAGGAGCCACAGGGCAUCAGCCAGGAGGAGCUGCAGGCCCUCGGAUGGUUACACGCAGCAAAGUGAAAGUGAAGGAGGAGAACGAUGGUGAUCCCAUGGGAGAACAUUUACAUCGCUUCACCGUGAAAUUCAGUCCUACUGACCGCAAAGAAUACGCUAUUGCCUGUGAUCGACCUUGCACAGUGCUGGAGGUUUUAAAAUCAACUGAGAAUUAUAGUAAGAAGAUGAGGAAGUGUGCAGAUGAAAACAUUGUGAUUCAGCUUGGUAAAGAGGAUAAGGCAUCUAUUGUUGCAACACAUUUCCCUUGUACUUGUAUCAGGGAUGGUGAGUCUCUGAUCAUAUCAUGUGAGGCAGAAAUAGUUGAGGCAGCCAAAGACCAACUAUACAACCCAAUACAGUCAAGAGAGAAAUAUUCUGUCUUCUACAUAGAUAGAGAGGGAGGGCUGAACACCAAACAAAAGAAGCUUUUUAGAAGCAAAGCUGUCAAACAGUUCAAGUAUCUGUGUGUCUAUGGGCAGAAGGGGAUGACUGUGGAAGAGGCUCUGAAAAGGGACGGUCGCUUCAUUAAUGACCUUGGUGUCUUUGAGCUGUCUGACAAUGACAAUCCAAGCUGCCUCACUGAAUAUACACAGAAGGUUGACACCCUAGAUCAGAAAAAACUCAAGUUAUGUCUUCCACGGAAAAAGAAAAGAAAAGGGCAACCGGCAGAUCAGAAGGCCAACCAGUAUACAUUAGGUGAUUCCCAUACAGCCAGAGAACCAAAUUCAGAUGAAGUCCAACAGAGCAGAAACACUGCCAGCAAUGCUGUGCAACGGAGAGCAAGAGGUGCAAGAACUGUCCACCAGCAAAGCGACAGCAAUACUGGCGCUGUAGGACAACAGGGUGGCAGUAGUGUCAGCGCUGCAGGACAGCAGAGUAUCAUGGUUCAAAGGAUCAAUGACUAUGUCUGCCGUCAGUUUCCAAGUCUGAGAGAAUGGAUGGAGAACCAGUUCCCAGGUGAUUCUUACCAGCAAACAUUAGACCUGAAGAGGGAAGACUUUGGAAAGAUCCAAAACUCAUUUAGUGAAGUUGACACAGUCAGGAAGCUAGUAGAACUGGGCGGGUCAGUUUGUCUGUUGGAAAUAGAUUUAUUAUCUGUCAAAGUUCUUGGCACAGGCUUUGUGCUGUUUGAUAACUUCAUCUUGACCAAUGCCCACUUAUUCAAACAAGGUUUUGAAUCUAAAAUCGAUAACUGGCAGAAAUAUUUAAAAGUUAUUGCACGGUUUAACUAUGAAAAUCAAGACUCAGAAUCAAACUGGAUCAGCUUCAGUGUUAAGAGAGAUGUUGUAUUCAGUUAUGAUCUAGAACUAGAUUAUGCCGUUCUUGAGCUUGACCUAGAGGCUCAAAACGAAAAUGUGCCACCAGGGCUCCUGAAGCACUUUGGUCCGAUGCCUCUGGAUGGUGGAGCCUGUCUGAUUGGUCACCCAGCAGGAGAGGUGAAAAAAAUGGAUCCAACCUGUAUCAUUGAGAAAGAGAAGAGGGAGCAGGCUGUCAGUGAUUAUUUAAAACCAUACAAUCCUUUCAUUGUCCAUCAAAUCAGACUCUAUAUCAAAGCGCAAGGCAUUGACAGCAUAAUGAAAGGAAGUCGAGCUGAAAAUGUAGUAACCUACCCCACUUUCAUGUAUCACGGCUCUUCUGGCUCCCCAGUGUUUGAUGCUCACGGCCGAGUGUUUGGUUUGCACACCGCAGGAUUUCACCUUGCGCCUGAAAACACCACAGACAGUGUGAUAGAGUUCGCCCAACCUCUGCUCACUAUAUUUGAACACUUUGUGAGUAAGCUGAAGGAAAGUGGAGAUGAGGAGCUGUUGAAGAGAGUUCAGGAAGAAGCAAUGGAAAACCCAUACUUAGAAAAAGUCUUUGAGUGCUCCUCUGUAGUCAAGCCUGAGCCAGAAGACCCAGAGGACCACUCAGACUUCAUUGAGUCAAUGGAUACUAACUGAGUAUUCAGAGGCUCCUCAGCAAGUGAUAAAAACACAACUGGCUGCAUAGGUUAUUUUCUAGGCUGUAGUAUGAUGAUACGAGCAGCAACUGAACGAUCGACUGACCUGAUAAAUUCAUCUUUGUCAAGUCAAAUUUAUUCAUAUAGCUCAUUCAACAGGCGUAGACCCAAUGUGCUAAUUAAAGUAAACAUCAUACAUAACCAAAAUCAUAUAGAACGACCACAGUUGUAUGACUUUUUUCUUUUCUGGUGCGGUUCAGCUUUUGGUGUUGAGUUUAGAGAAAAUAAAAUUGUUUGUUUGUUUUUGAUAUUUUAGACUUCAUUAUCUUUGAACCUCCUGCUUUGUUUUUUUUUUUUUGCAUUUCAUUAAAAAUCAAUUUGUCCACUUCUCAGAGAGAGAUCAAAUUAAAAUCUAGCACUUAGUCUGUUUACAAACCUCAGAACUAAAGAAAACUGAAUUAAAUUACAGAUAAUACGUAACUAAAGGCUGGGGUAUGCCUGAAACAUGUGCUCACACCUGUUCCAAAUGGUAGUGACGGCCAAGUGAAGCCUAAUGGAUCAUUUUCCUUACUUUCUGAGCCCACUGAAUGGCGCGCUCUGCUUAACAAAGGUUUGAAAACACAGUCUUUACACCAUGUGUGAUAAAAUAAAGAAAAUAGUUCACGAGGCUUCUUUAAGCUAACACUACUAAAGAAUUUACAAUUUUGUCCGAACAACUUUAAUUUAACUCAGAAAACAUUGCUGUUACUUUUUACUGAUUUCAUUGAAGUGCUGAAGCUGUUCAGUGUUGCUAUUGUAUAUUAUAACUUUUCUGUGUGAUGCGUGAAUGUUAAUGAGGCUUUGAGUCUCAGUUUCUUAGUUAUAAUCAUGUUACCAAGAACUAGAAUCACCACCAGUCCAGUGUCUCUGACAGUCUCCAUCCAGGUCAGUGAAAACAUGGAUGCUUCACACACAGAUCUGACCAAAUGUCUCCCCUUCUGUUCCUGAGAUAUGACGUUAAACCAUGAUGAUGUCACAACCAAGCUGACCUUUGACACACUAGUUUGAAUUUUUUGUGAUUCCCAAUUUGUGCCUCCUGUUCUGUUUCGGUGUUUUACUUGUACUACUGUAACCACUGCAACUAUAAUAUGUCAAUAUCUCAGGUAACUGUAUACUAUAGUGAAGGUAUUCUAUGCAGGACUGGUUGAUUUCUGUUUGUUAACAGUCACCAGCCAAUACGAGGCAUUUCGCUUUGCUAUAUUUCCAUUUUUUUUCGGCCGUGUCCACAAUUUCCGUCGCUUCCUCUUGGAUGCGUGCUGCUUUCAGUUCGGCACCUGGUCGUUACCUUUUUAUAAAAUCCCGAUCUCACGUGUGCGCUGUACCAAGGAACGCCCCGAACACAGCAAAACAAGAGGAAAAUACAGAGUCUCUGUGGGUCGUACCUGAUUGAGAGGAAUUACUUUUGUUUGAGUCCCUACAUUGUUUUUAGGCAGUUC